AUGAAUUAUGAGGGAGCUGGAUGAGCGAGUGAAAGAGAGAACGACGCUGCUGAUGACUCCGAGGGAGGGGCCCUGGACAUGUGCUGCAGCGAGAGGCUGCCGGGUCUCCCCCAGCCGGUAGUGAUGGAGGCACUGGAUGAGGCCGCAGGGCUCCCGGACUCGCAGAGAGAGAUGCCGCCACUCCUGCCACCCUCGCCGCCCUCAGAGCCGGCUCGGAAGCCGCCACCUCGAGGCGCCGGGAGCCACUCCCUCACUGUCAGGAGCAGCCUGUGCCUGUUUGCUGCCUCACAGUUCCUGCUUGCCUGCGGGGUGCUCUGGUUCAGCGGCUAUGGCCACAUCUGGUUGCAGAAUGCCGCACACCUCCUCUCCUCCUUGCUCACUCUCCUGAAACAGCUGGGACCCAUGGCCUGGCUGGACCUGGACCCUGGCAUCUGGGAGGUCCCCUGUCUGCUGCUGGUCUCUGUGUCUGUAGGCCUGGUCCUCAUUACUGCCCUGGUGUGGCACCUCUUGAGGGCCCCCCCAGAUCCACCCACCCCGAUGCCCCCUGAGGACAGGCGCCAGUCAGUGAGCCGCCAACCCUCCUUCACCUACUCGGAGUGGAUGGAGGAGAGGGUUGAGGAUGACUUCCUGGACCUGGACCUGGUGCCUGAGACACCUGUGUUUGACUGCGUGAUGGACAUCAAGCCUGAAGCCGACCCCGCCUCACUGACCGUCAAGUCCAUGGGUCUGCAGGAGAGGAGAGGCUCCAACGUCUCCCUGACCCUGGACAUGUGCACUCCGGGCUGCAACGAGGAGGGCUUUGGCUAUCUCAUGUCACCACGUGAGGAGUCGGCCCGCGAGUACCUGCUCAGUGCCUCCCGUGUCCUCCAAGCCGAGGAGCUUCACGAAAAGGCCCUGGACCCUUUCCUGCUGCAGGCAGAAUUCUUUGAAAUCCCUAUGAAUUUUGUGGAUCCAAAAGAGUAUGACAUUCCUGGGCUGGUGCGGAAGAACCGGUAUAAAACCAUCCUUCCCAACCCUCACAGCAGAGUGUGUCUGACCUCACCAGACCCCGACGACCCUCUGAGUUCCUACAUCAACGCCAACUAUAUCCGGGGCUACGGUGGGGAGGAGAAGGUGUACAUCGCCACUCAGGGACCCAUCGUCAGCACGGUUGCCGACUUCUGGCGCAUGGUGUGGCAGGAACACACGCCCAUCAUUGUCAUGAUCACCAACAUCGAGGAGAUGAAUGAGAAAUGCACCGAGUAUUGGCCAGAGGAGCAGGUGGUGUACGACGGCAUCGAGGUCACUGUGCAGAAAGUCAUUCACACUGAGGAUUACCGGCUGCGACUCAUCUCCCUUAAGAGUGGAACCGAAGAGCGAGGCCUGAAGCAUUACUGGUUCACAUCCUGGCCCGACCAGAAGACCCCAGACCGGGCCCCCCCACUCCUGCACCUGGUGCAGGAGGUGGAGGAGGCAGCCCAGCAGGAGGGGCCCCAUUGUGCCCCCAUCAUCGUCCACUGCAGUGCAGGGAUUGGGAGGACUGGCUGCUUCAUUGCCACUAGCAUCUGCUGCCAGCAGCUGCGGCAUGAGGGCGUGGUGGACAUCCUGAAGACCACGUGCCAACUCCGUCAGGACAGGGGUGGCAUGAUCCAGACGUGCGAGCAGUACCAGUUUGUGCACCAUGUCAUGAGCCUCUACGAGAAGCAGCUGUCCCGCCAGUCCCCAGAGUGA
Cynocephalus volans (Philippine flying lemur) is the source of this 1710-nucleotide messenger RNA. RefSeq names its product protein tyrosine phosphatase non-receptor type 5 (gene PTPN5). The record is from RefSeq and is a predicted model, not a curated record. Gene Ontology annotation, biological process: signal transduction; peptidyl-tyrosine dephosphorylation. Gene Ontology annotation, cellular component: cytosol; cell junction; plasma membrane. Lineage: Eukaryota; Metazoa; Chordata; Mammalia; Dermoptera; Cynocephalidae. Gene Ontology annotation, molecular function: protein tyrosine phosphatase activity; protein kinase binding. The transcript is spliced from 14 exons.